AUGGGAAGCACCACUGUCAACCACGUCGAAUCCUCGACUACUUCCAACAACUCUCACGGCUACUUCAACGCUCCCGUGGACAAGACGUCGUCCAGCGAGACGUCCCCCUUGUCGACCCCCGGGCUAAAGGCAGACGAAUCUGAGCACACCGCCGCAAGCAAGCCUAUCCCUGCACUUCUCCGCGACUUCCCCAAGCCACAGGACGAGGUCGACGUGCAGACCAUGCUCGACCGUCAUCCAGGCCGUUGGACCGUCCGGGGCCAGAUGGAGGCCAAUCAGCGACGCGCCAAGCCUGCGCACAACGAGGAGGAGCUCAAGGCCCAGCGCCAUCAAGACUUUGAGAAGGCCAAGCAGGAUCUCCGUGCGUUCCAGGGACACCUUCGCACUUCCUCUGAGCAAUGGCGACCUUGA
Molecule: messenger RNA, 411 nt
Organism: Fusarium keratoplasticum
Lineage: Eukaryota; Fungi; Ascomycota; Sordariomycetes; Hypocreales; Nectriaceae
Exons: 1
Coding region: 1-411 (136 amino acids)
Source: RefSeq, a predicted model, not a curated record